CAAAAUUAUCUGAUUAUCACUUCACUUGGCUCAGAUUUAGUUACUGUUUACUAUUUGGCUACUACAAGUGAAGUUUGUUCUAUUGUUGUUUAACUUAGGCAAUCCUCAGAUUUUUUAAACCUCAAAGUUUGUAUUGUGAUUAGAAACUUCCAGCAUUCAAUUUACUAAACCCUGAUUUGGAAUGUCUAUCAACAAGGUGAAAGCCGUAGGUUAUCCGUUAGCUGCAGUGUUUGAUGCAAAUGAUCAAAAAAGUUUUCGAAUGUUAAUUUUGUGGCUCGAGGAAAACAUAUUACAUUCUUAUGAACCAGAGAAGCGAAUAGAGUUACAAAAUGUCGAUUCUCCUUCUUGGGACACAGCAUUCAAAAACUAUUGUGUGUCACAAUCUAGUCCAAUUAAAACUACCGAAGCUAUCGACCAGUUGGAAUGGUUAUUAGGUGUGGCAAUUCGACUAACAUAUAAUAAACAAAAAAAUAAAUUUGAUUCUGAAACAAAAAAAACUCUUGAAGUUUCUACUGAUGUUCCAAUGAUUAUACCAUCCGAUAACCCAAUUGAUAACCUUGAUGUGAACAGUAGUGAUUUCAAGGAAGGUAUUGAGAAACUUGCGGACUUACUAAACAUUUCCAAGCAUCCGGAUCACAAAAUUACAUUAGAAGCCAUUCAUAAAUUUAUCAUUAAAAGACUUAAUGAAGAAGCCAUUAAAAAUCCGUCGUCUAUAUUACCAAAGGGAGAAGCUUUUCCUUUAGAAAAAGUAAAAGGUCAUAAAAUUGAAUCCAAAGAUUCAGCCGUUUUACACGCAAUGAAGGUCUUGAGGUUGGCACAAUUGCAUCGGUUACGUGAUCUUCAAACAUGUAUUAAUGAAUGUAUAGUAGCUAUGCAAGAAGUUACUUCUGAUCCAAAAACAGACACAAAAUUAGGAAAAGUGGGAUAUUGAAUAUCAAAUUAUUUUAAUUAAUUAUUUAUUUAAUGAAAGUGUAAAAUAUAUAUGAUUCUUAAAAAUGCCUCGUGUACAAUAAAUGAUGAGCUUUUUGAAU
Molecule: messenger RNA, 1031 nt
Organism: Myzus persicae (green peach aphid)
Lineage: Eukaryota; Metazoa; Arthropoda; Insecta; Hemiptera; Aphididae
Product: UPF0568 protein C14orf166 homolog
Exons: 5
Coding region: 182-931 (249 amino acids)
Biological process (GO): tRNA splicing, via endonucleolytic cleavage and ligation
Cellular component (GO): tRNA-splicing ligase complex
Molecular function (GO): RNA binding
Source: RefSeq, a predicted model, not a curated record